This is a messenger RNA of Penicillium atrosanguineum, 4374 nucleotides long. RefSeq names its product ubiquitin-binding TORC1 subunit KOG1. Bases 1 to 4374 code for a protein of 1457 amino acids. Gene Ontology annotation, molecular function: protein binding; protein-macromolecule adaptor activity. Gene Ontology annotation, cellular component: cytoplasm; TORC1 complex. Gene Ontology annotation, biological process: TOR signaling; positive regulation of cell growth; cellular response to amino acid stimulus. Lineage: Eukaryota; Fungi; Ascomycota; Eurotiomycetes; Eurotiales; Aspergillaceae. The transcript is spliced from 5 exons. The record is from RefSeq and is a predicted model, not a curated record.
AUGAGAGAUCCUACAGCAGACAUGGAAGAACCAGCGCAGCCCGCGACGAACGGGUCGACCGAACCCCGCCGCAACAAAUCGGCUCGAGUGGCCUUUGGACCCGAUCUGGAGACUACUAUCCCCGCACGUGAGCGAUCUCCGGCUCCAUUGAGCAGUCAUCAUCGUUCUUUUACGACCGUCGAGCACAAGCCGCCGUUUCUAGCAGCCCCGUCCCCUCGUCCCACGAGUUCCGCCGGAGAGAAUGCAGCGAUCGGGCCGGGCUCACCACCGCGACGCCCGUCUCCUCGGAGAUCAGAGAGUAGUCGUCCAGCCAUGCUCAAGAGAGCCAAGAGUGACUAUGGUCCAAGCCGCGUCACCUUCGAUCAGACAGUUGUGGGAGAAGAAGAGGAGGAUUUUGCAAUGCGACACGGAUGGCAGGAAGAAUAUACAUCCAGCGAAUACCUCAAGAUUUUGCACUCGAAUUUCUAUAUGUAUUUUACAGAGAAACGUCACGAAACCAACGGUGUCCCCAGAGACCCCGUCGGUAGUUGGCCAAGCCAAGACUGGCGCAUGAAGGAUCGUUUGAAGACCGUCUCUGCUGCAUUGGCUAUCUGCCUGAAUAUCGGUGUCGAUCCUCCCGAUGUGGUCAAGACAAAUCCGACAUCCAAGCUGGAAUGUUGGGUGGAUCCCACUUCCACCACAGGUGGGGGCCAGAAUAAGAUUAUGGAGCAAAUCGGCAAGAAGCUACAGGAGCAGUAUGAAACCCUCAGUCUUCGGACGCGAUACAAGCAGUAUUUGGACCCGUCUGUGGAUGAAACGAAGAAGUUCUGUAUCUCGUUACGUCGAAAUGCCAAGGACGAGCGAGUUCUUCUGCACUACAAUGGCCAUGGAGUCCCAUUGCCAACACAGUCAGGCGAGAUCUGGGUGUUCAACAAAAAUUACACCCAGUACAUCCCUGUCCCACUUUACGAUCUGCAAUCCUGGCUAGCCGGUCCUAGUCUCUUUGUGUUCGACGUGUCACAUGCAGGAAACAUUGUUCAGAAUUUCCAUACGUUUGUCGAGAAGCAUGAGAAGGAGAAUAUCGAGGCCAAAAAGAGAGACCCCAACGCAAUCGUCCAGAAUUAUGGCGACUGCAUCCUUCUUGCGGCAUGCCAGAAGAACGAGUCUCUGCCAACUAAUCCCGAUCUGCCAGCUGAUCUAUUCACCUGCUGCCUGACGACGCCAAUUGAUAUUGCGCUGCGAUUUUUCAUCUUGCAGAACCCUCUCCGUACCGACUUCACUAUCGAGGAUUUCAGAGUACCGGGUCGCCUGCAAGACCGUCGAAGUCCUCUUGGAGAGCUAAACUGGAUCUUCACUGCGAUCACCGAUACGAUUGCAUGGAACACCCUGCCUCGGGCGCUGUUUAAGAAACUUUUCCGUCAAGACCUGAUGGUCGCCGCCCUUUUCCGCAAUUUCCUCCUCAGCGAGCGCAUAAUGCGCACGUACAAAUGUCACCCCAUCUCAUCACCCGAACUACCCGAAACUCAUCAUCAUCCGCUCUGGAAAAGCUGGGAUCUCGCCGUGGAGAUGGUGCUCUCGCAGCUUCCUGCGCUAAUCGACCAUGAGGAAGGGCGCAGACAGUAUGAGUACCAGCACUCGACAUUCUUCGCCGAGCAGCUCACUGCCUUCGAGGUUUAUCUCUCCUCGGGACCCACGGAACAGAACCCACCAGACCAACUUCCCAUCGUACUUCAAGUAUUACUCAGUCAGGCACAUCGACUGCGCGCUUUGAUCCUUCUGAGCAAGUUCCUGGACUUGGGUCCCUGGGCCGUGCACCUUGCACUCAGUAUCGGCAUCUUCCCUUACGUUGUCAAGCUGCUGCAGUCAGCUGCCCAAGAAUUAAAGCCUGUCAUGGUCUUCAUUUGGGCAAGAAUCAUGGCUGUCGACCAUACAGUCCAAAACGAUCUCCUCAAGGACAACGGAAUUCAUUACUUCAUCUCCAUCCUAAACCCAUCGUCUCCCAUCCCCGUUGGUAAUGCUAGCGAACACAGAGCCAUGUGUGCGUUUAUCGUUUCAAUCUUCUGCAAAAACUAUCCUCAGGGCCAGAAUGUUUGUCUGUCCGGGGAACUGUUUGACUCGUGCCUGAGACACCUUGGAGAUGUCGAGAACCCACUGCUGCGGCAGUGGUCUUGCCUCUGUCUCAGCAUGCUUUGGUCUGAUUUCCCAGAAGCGAAGUGGAUGGGCAUUCGAUGCGCAGCGCCGGCGAGACUUUGCGAACUCAACUUCGAUCCGGUUCCUGAGGUUCGCGCGGCAAUGUUGCACGCAGUAACUACCUUCCUUGGCAUUCCAGACUUGACAGAUCAAGUGGCUCAAAUUGAAGAGCAACUCGCCCUAGCGGUAUUACCCAUGUCGGCUGAUGGCAGUGUGCUCGUCCGGAAGGAGCUCCUGGUAUUCUUCUCGACCUUCGUCAAACGCCAUCAGAACAAGUUCCUAGUGGCGGCAUACGAGGAGCUUCAGGAUGAAAAGCAGUCUCUGCUCCAUCGUCUCCAAAGCGAGACAUCUAACAGAAACCGUCUCGAGUCUAAGAAGGGCGAUCUGGUCGCCGAAUCAAAGACACCUCAGCUGUCUCGUAACACCACAUUCGGGACAAUCUGGAAGCAAGUUCUGAUUCUUUCUGUGGACCCUCACCCUGACAUUGCUCAGGAUGCUGGUGUCAUUGUCGAUUUCAUCCAUCUUACCCUUCUGGAGUCCCCCAUGGCGGCUCUCGCUGACCGAAUCAGAAUUGAGAUCUUGGAACUCACAUUCCGUAUGUCACAGCGAUUCCAGGUUCACGAGCGAUCGGAAGCAAAGAAGGCCGUGCCUCCCGCAACGCCGCAGUCGCCAACGACGACGCCUCCCAAACAAGAUAGCUAUCUUACCUUGGGUUUCAAACGCACAGCGAGCGUUGCCGCCUCUCUCAAGAACCUUGCCUUUGGAGGACCCGCAGGUGACGAAGGCUCAGAAGGCUCUGCUCCCCAAUCACCUUCGACAAGUCGUAUGCCUAUAACCCCCCGUGGUCGUGCUCCCCCCGAAUGGACCAGACCUCCCGAAGUCAACGAUAACGUUGCCCCAGCGAACUCGUAUCACCGAAACCCCGCCCCUGCAUCCCGUGGCUUCAUUCCUAGGAACCCAGAGGAGACUCCAAUAAUUCCCAUGAGAAGCCGUUUCCUGGACUGGUCAACAGAGGUAAUCCCAUAUUUCUUUACAAAUUUCCAUCAAGCGUUCUUCAAAUUUACCCCGGAACAUUUGCUUACCCAUGAAAAGUACUUCCGGGAGCCCCAGAUGAAACCCAAUGAACCCGACGAGCCCGGUAGCUCCGAUUACAACGAACGACUUUGGCGACGCGGCCGUAACGAAAAGAUCAUUGCGGAAACUCAACCGCUCAAGGUUCAGGCAGGUACAAGUCGAUGGGACAACUCCACGACUCUGUUGUCCAAUCAGAGUCAGCCUUUGAAGAUGACUUUCCAUCAAUUUGAGGACCAUAUCGCAGUCGCAGACGAUCGCGACACUAUUGCAAUUUGGGACUGGCAAAGCCACAAGCGUCUGAAUCAGUUCUCGAACGGAAACCCUGUUGGAUCCAAGAUCAACGAAGUCCGGUACAUCAAUGAGGACGAUCAGGCUCUUUUAUUGACUGGUUCUUCCGAUGGUGUGCUCAAGCUAUUCCGCAACUACGAAUCUUCGCGGAAUAUUGAGGUCGUUACGGCCUUCCGAGCUUUACCUGAACUUAUCCCAAGCAACCGUAAUGCCGGGCUUGUUCUUGAUUGGCAACAAGGUCAAGGUAAAGCUCUCGUUGCUGGUGACGUUAAAGUCAUUCGUGUCUGGAACGCAGCUACUGAAGUCUGCACUAAUGAUAUUCCUGCGCGAUCUGGAUCCUGCAUCACGUCCUUGACGUCAGACCAGGUAGCUGGCAACAUAUUUGUUGCUGGAUUUGGUGACGGCGCCGUCCGUGUUUUCGAUCAGCGGCUGAAGCCGACCACAUCCAUGGUCAAGGUCUGGCGUGAGCACAAGCAGUGGAUCACCAACGUCCACAUGCAACGCGGCGGCUUGAGAGAACUCAUCUCUGGCAGCCGCAACGGCGAAGUGAAACUGUGGGAUCUCCGUAUGGACAGCGCGCUUUCGACCAUCUUCACCACCAAAGAUACCCUCCGAACCCUGAGCGUUCAUGAGCAUGCUCCCGUAUUCAGCGUGGGUUCAAAUCGCCAUGAACUUAAGACUUUUAACGUCGAUGGCACCUACCUCUCUACUUUCGAGCCAUACUCGAGUUUCCUCCAUCAUAACCGUUCCUCUCCCAUUGUCAGCACCGCCUUCCAUCCCCAUCGCACUAUGCUCGCCUGUGCAGCUUUGAACGACAACCACAUCAACCUUGUGUCCUGCUAG